AUGAUCUACAGUAACCUCGGAAGAUUAGAGAUCUGUAAACGCCAUCGACCCCGCAUUAUGGUACAACCCUCAAAUUCUUACUCGCCGCGCGUUUGCACCGGUGACAAGCACCAAGAGCCUCCCGUCAGACUACGCAAAUUCCUCCUUGCGUCCACAACUCUGCGGAGGCCAACACGGCAAACAAUUUAUGCUCAGGCCAGCGACUGUGGCGUUGCAAAAUAUCAGGAAUCAAACACAUAUUAUUGCGAUGAAGAGAAGCUUCUAAUACUUGCUACUGCUCUCAGACGCACACCGCAAAGCGAACCGCGCCCACAAGCCUAUGUCCGUGACUAA
This is a messenger RNA of Fusarium poae, 333 nucleotides long. RefSeq lists its product as uncharacterized. The record is from RefSeq and is a predicted model, not a curated record. Bases 1 to 333 code for a protein of 110 amino acids. The transcript has 5 exons. NCBI's taxonomy places the organism in Eukaryota, Fungi, Ascomycota, Sordariomycetes, Hypocreales, Nectriaceae.